CUCUUGGGCAAAUGCAGUACCUAUGUGGUCCAGGCCGCAAGGGGACUUGAGACUUGGCCUGCGGUGGAGCAUUAAAGAAUAGGCAUUUCCUGGAUGUCCUCAGAACACAGCUGCCAUGGCUGGAGCUCAACAGAUUGUGCAAAUCAGGACAUAAACCUCUGGGUGGAACGUCAAAUCAACUGUUGUAUUUGUUCAUUCUGCAAGACCAUGGAAGAUCUAGAGGAGACAUUAUUUGAAGACUUUGAGAACUACUCCUAUGCCCUGGAAUAUUACUCCCCAGAGACUGAUUCAGAGGAGAAAGCACACCUGGGAGCCAUUCACUGGGUCUCCUUGGUAUUGUGCUGUUUGGCAUUUGUCCUGGGCAUUCCAGGAAAUGCCACUGUCAUUUGGUUCACGGGAUUCAAGUGGAAGAAGACAGUCACCACUCUGUGGUUCCUCAAUCUAGCCAUCGCAGAUUUCAUUUUUCUUCUCUUCCUACCUCUGUACAUCUCAUAUGUGGCCAUGAAUUUUCACUGGCCCUUCGGCAUCUGGCUAUGCAAGGCCAAUUCCUUCAUUGCCCAGCUGAACAUGUUUGCCAGUGUCUUCUUCCUGAUGGUAAUAAGCCUGGACCGCUAUAUCUACUUGAUCUGCCCUGUCUUAUCUCAUCGGUACCGUACCCUCAGGAACUCUCUGAUUGUUAUUAUAGUUGUUUGGCUUUUGGCUUCACUAAUGGGUGGGCCAGCUCUGUACUUCCGGGACACUCUGGAGUUGAAUAACCACACUCUUUGCUAUAACAACUUCCAUGAGCAUGAUGUGGACCUCAGAUUGAUGAGGCAUCAUGUUCUGACCUGGGUGAAAGUUAUUGUUGGGUACCUCCUCCCUCUGCUAACAAUGAGCAUUUGCUACUUGUGCCUCAUCUUCAAGGUGAAGAAGCGAAGCAUCCUGAUCUACAGUAAGCACUUCUGGACCAUCCUGGCUGUGGUCAUGGCCUUUCUGAUUUGCUGGACUCCUUAUCACCUGUUUAGCAUUUGGGAACUCACGAUUCACCACAAUAGCUAUUUCCACCAAGUGCUACAGGCUGGCAUCCCCCUCUCCACUGGCCUGGCGUUCCUCAAUAGUUGCUUGAACCCCAUCCUUUACGUCCUGAUUAGUAAGAAGUUCCAAGCGCGCUUCCGGGCCUCAGUGGCUGAGAUACUAAAAUACACUCUGUGGGAGGUGAGCUGUUCAGGCACCCUGAGUGACCAGCUGAGGAACUCUGAAACCAAGAAUCCGAGUCUCCUGGAAACAGCCCAGUGAAUUCUUGCCCUCCCACCCAUCAGCACACGACUUUUGUGUGGUUCCCCUGACAUGCUUUCAGAUUAUUUGGUUCCAAGACAUAGAGCUCAUUGUAUCUUUUUAUUUUUUUGGUAAUUUUAUUGGCAUCCUAUUUUUCUUUAGAUAUAAAACAUAAGAAGGA
Molecule: messenger RNA, 1435 nt
Organism: Budorcas taxicolor (takin)
Lineage: Eukaryota; Metazoa; Chordata; Mammalia; Artiodactyla; Bovidae
Gene: CMKLR2
Product: chemerin chemokine-like receptor 2
Exons: 3
Coding region: 94-1275 (393 amino acids)
Biological process (GO): phospholipase C-activating G protein-coupled receptor signaling pathway; positive regulation of cytosolic calcium ion concentration; complement receptor mediated signaling pathway
Cellular component (GO): plasma membrane
Molecular function (GO): complement receptor activity; G protein-coupled receptor activity
Source: RefSeq, a predicted model, not a curated record